CUAUCGACGGUCUCAGCCUCGACUUGGAUUUGUUUGUCAAGGUGGGAGAUUUGGAACUGAAGACUGCAAUCAUGCCUCUCCACCUCCUAGGCAAAAAAUCAUGGAACGUCUACAACACCGACAACAUCGAGCGCGUCAAACGCGAUGAAGCCAUUGCCGCAGCCCGCGAGGCUGCCGAAGAAGAGCGCAUGCAAGAGCUCGACGCCGAACGACGCAUGCAAAUACUUCGCGGCGAAGUCCCUACACCUUUACCCAUCACCUCUUCCCAAGAUGACCAGGACUCCCAACCCCGGCGAGAAGAUGGCAGAGAACGUAAAAGGCGCAAGAAAGCCGGGGAGAAUGAUACGGAUUUCGAAAUGCGGGUGGUGAGAGAAGAUGCCAAGCGGUCGGAGCAGACGAGCCAGCUUGUUCUGAGGAAGGAUUCUGGUGCCCCGUUGACGGAUCAUAAGGGGCAUAUUUCUCUGUUCCCGGAAUCUCAGCCCAAGCGUCAAGAGAAGAAUGCGGAAGCGGAAGCUGAGGCUGCGAAGAAGAAGAAGGAGUAUGAAGAUCAGUAUACUAUGCGUUUCUCGAACGCAGCGGGGUUCAAACAGGAUAUUGGGGGUCAACCUUGGUAUUCGAAGGCUGGUCGAGAAGAUGAGACGGAGAGUGAGGUGGUGGUAGGGAAGGAUAUUUGGGGGAAUGAAGAUCCGAGGCGAAAGGAGAGGGAGGUGCAGAGGUUGGUUAGUAGUGAUCCGUUGGCUAUGAUGAAAGCGGGUGCUGCGCAGGUUAGACAUGUUGAGAAGGAGAGGAAGAAAUGGAGGGAGGAGAAAGAGAGGGAAUUGGAAGCGUUGAAGAAGGAAGAUAGGAGGAGGAGGAAACGGAGACGUGAUGAAGAGGAUGAUUUGGAUAGUUUCAGGUUAGAUGACGGUGAAUCGAGGAGGGAGCAUAGAGAUGGGGAUAGGAGUCGGGAAAAGGAGAGGGAGCAUAAGCGAAGAGAUAGUGAUCCGAGGCGAAGCUCAUUUAGGGGAGAUGACAGACAUAAAGACAGACAUAAGUCUAGUCAUAGUCAUAGUCACCGACACAGACAUCAUGAUCGAUGAGCUACUAGUUAUGAUAUCUAAUGCCAUUUCAGAGAUUCAGCAAC
Molecule: messenger RNA, 1123 nt
Organism: Mollisia scopiformis
Lineage: Eukaryota; Fungi; Ascomycota; Leotiomycetes; Helotiales; Mollisiaceae
Exons: 2
Coding region: 72-1079 (335 amino acids)
Source: RefSeq, a predicted model, not a curated record